AUGAACACCGGCAUCACGGAUCCGGAGGCCCGUAAGAAGAAACUGAAUGCGGAGCUUGCCAACGGCCGACUGGCCAUGAUGGCGAUCAUCGGUAUGUUCUUCCAGGAUGGCCUCACCGGUUCCGCGUGGGGUGACUGGUCGCUCUACACCGCCUCGCCUCUCCGGGCGUUCGAGGGUGAGUUGGGAGUGCAGGCCCCUGUCGGCUUCUGGGACCCUCUGGGGCUCUCCGCCGACGGCGACACCGAGGUGUUCAAGCGCCGCCGCGAAGUGGAGCUCAAGCACGGCAGAAUCUCCAUGUAUGCCACGAUCGGAUACAUCGUGCCGGAGUAUUUCCGCUGGCCUGGUGAGCUCUCCCCGAAGCUGGGCCUCAAGUUCACCGACAUCCCGAAUGGUCUCGCGGCAUUGACCAAGGUCCCCGGCCAAGGAUGGGGGCAAAUCGUGGCUUUCCUCGGAACCUACGAGCUCUUCAUCAACAAGCCCGUCGGCGAUGAGCCGGGCAACUACGGCAAGGGCAACCUGGGUCUCGGCUUCCUGCCCUCUGUGGCGGACCCCGAG
Molecule: messenger RNA, 555 nt
Organism: Symbiodinium sp. CCMP2456
Lineage: Eukaryota; Dinophyceae; Suessiales; Symbiodiniaceae
Source: the annotation of a GenBank genome assembly